AUGAUCUUAGGUUUUGCUGAAGAUUGUCGUAAGAUAUUUGUUAAUGUAAAACAUGAACUUAUACUAACGAGAUCGAGAAAUGAUUUAAAUGCAGUUGUUCAAGGUGCUAUUCCUGCUGCAAAUGCUAAUGAAAAACCGACUUGGGAAGAGUUUCAAAUACAAAAAGACAAAUUGAUGUCUAUGAGCUUCCGUACUUGGAAGCUCUAUGAAUAUCCACUCUUUCCCACCAUAUCUAAGCAUAUCUGGACAGUCAAGACGUCCAAUCAGUUGGAAAAGCCACGUUAUGUUGUACUGGCUUUUCAAACAAACCGAAAGAAUCAGAGAGCUGCUAGUGCUAGCAAGUUUAAUCACAGUAACAUAAGAAAUGUGAGACUCUGUUUAAAUUCACAAUAUUAUCCCUAUGGUGAUCUCAAUCUCGAUAUGACAAACAAUCAGUAUGCACUGUUGUAUGACAUAUAUGAUUUUCUGAACGUCGCGCCUUUAAUUGUGAUUGAUUGCUCCAAGCAAAAUGACUCACUGAAAAAUUCUCCAGUAGAUGUGCGUUUGGAAUUUGAAUCUCACGCUAAUUUUCACAAUACAUCAGCCUGCUGCCUAAUUCUACACGAUCGUAUUGUUCAAUACAGUCCAAUGAGUGGAGACGUUAAGAAACUCAUAUAA
Messenger RNA from Copidosoma floridanum, 657 nucleotides. RefSeq lists its product as uncharacterized. The record is from RefSeq and is a predicted model, not a curated record. Lineage: Eukaryota; Metazoa; Arthropoda; Insecta; Hymenoptera; Encyrtidae.